AUGGGUAACCCAAGCGCAAAGAGAAAGAGGCCAGAGGGCAUGGGCUAUCGCAAGCCCAAGAAGACCGUCAAGAAGUUCAAGAAGCAAAAGGCCUACCACAGUGACAGCGAAGAAGACGAUGUCCAAUCCACAAACACCGCAACCGACUUUCAGCCCGUCAACAUGGAUGACUCGGAUGAGGAAGUCGAAGAUGCUCCUGCUGCUUCCUCUGCGCCUGUUCCCACUCCUGCACCUGUUGUCGAGAAGAAGGUCACACCCAAGCCCGCUGCACCUGCAAAAUCAGAGCCCGCACCCGCCGCAGUACAACCCAAACUCAAGUCGGCCUUGAAACAAUCCAAGAAGGUCGACCCGCCGUCAGAAAGCGAAGAUGACGACGAGGAAGAAGACGACCAAGUCGAGGAUCUCGAUGCGCUGGACGACGAGGACCUCGACGACUCUGAUCUCGAAGACGACGACGAACUCGACCUAAGCGACGACGAAGACGGCGAAGGAAGACAGAGAAAGACACGCAAGCGCAACGAUCCCACCGCUUUCGCUACAUCCAUGUCCAAAAUCCUGGGCACCAAACUGACCACUUCCAAACGACAAGAUCCUGUGUUGUCGAGGAGUGCGGCUGCAACUGCUGCUUCCAAGGAAUUGGCUGAUCAGAAGCUGGAGUUGAAGGCAAAGAGAAAGCUGCAUGCUGAGAAGAGGGAGGCCUUGGAGAAGGGUCGUGUCAAGGACGUUUUGGGUUUGAACACGCCCGAGGUCAGCACUGCUGAGAUUCAAGAGACGGAGAGGAGGUUGCAANAGACUGCUCAACGUGGUGUUGUCAAGCUCUUCAAUGCUGUCAGAGCCGCUCAGGUGCAAGGAGAACAGGCUAGAAGCGAAGCAAAGAAGGAGGGUGUGGUUGGUAUCUCGCAGAGAGAUGAGAGAGUCAGUGAGAUGUCAAAGAAGGGUUUCCUCGACCUCAUUGCUACCGGAGGAAAGAAGCCUGCUGCUGUAGAGGCUUAG
Molecule: messenger RNA, 993 nt
Organism: Aureobasidium musti
Lineage: Eukaryota; Fungi; Ascomycota; Dothideomycetes; Dothideales; Saccotheciaceae
Source: the annotation of a GenBank genome assembly